Perognathus longimembris pacificus (Pacific pocket mouse) is the source of this 2393-nucleotide messenger RNA. RefSeq names its product SREBF pathway regulator in golgi 1 (gene Spring1). Lineage: Eukaryota; Metazoa; Chordata; Mammalia; Rodentia; Heteromyidae. Gene Ontology annotation, biological process: positive regulation of SREBP signaling pathway. The record is from RefSeq and is a predicted model, not a curated record. The transcript is spliced from 5 exons. The coding region runs from base 94 to 711 and encodes 205 amino acids.
UGGACUGCUGGUCGCCCGGCGGGGCGCGGCGUGGGGGGCUGAGGCGCAGCGCGCGGUGGGCGUGAGGGGCCAUGCCGCGGGGUCGGCGCCGGGAUGGUGAACCUGGCGGCCAUGGUGUGGCGCCGGCUGCUGCGGAAGCGGUGGGUGCUCGCGCUGGUCUUCGGGCUCUCGCUCGUCUACUUCCUCGGCAGCACCUUCAAGCAGGAGGAGCGGGCUGUGAGAGACCGGAGUCUCCUCCAGGUUCAAGACCACGAGCAGCCCAUUCCAUGGAAGGUGCAGUUUAACCUGGGGAACAGCAGCCGGCCGAGCAAUCAGUGCCGUAACUCCAUUCAAGGCAAGCACCUCAUCACGGAUGAGCUGGGCUAUGUCUGUGAGAGGAAGAACCUGCUGGCCAAUGGCUGUUGCGACACCAGUGUCCCCAGCACGAAGCAGUUCUGCUGUGAUGGCUGCCUGGCCAGCGGCUGCUGUGGAGCCUACGAGCACUGUGUCUCGUGCUGCCUGCAGCCCAGCAAGCAACUUCUCCUGGAGCGCUUCCUCAACCGGGCUGCAGUGGCCUUCCAGAACCUGUUCAUGGCAGUGGAAGACCACUUCGAAUUGUGCUUGGCUAAGUGCAGGACCUCGUCCCAGAGCGUGCAGCAUGAGAACACGUACCGGGACCCCAUAGCGAAGUACUGCUACGGAGAGAGCCCACCCGAGCUCUUCCCCGCCUGAUGGGCUGGCUGUGUGCACAUGGAGUCUGCAGAACUCAGGCCUGGAGCCAGACUUCCCAGCCCAGGCUGGGCCACUGCCCGAGGACAUAGUGGACGGUAUUGGGAGGGCCACAUCCUGUGGCCUCCUGUGGCGGUGCUUAGCACCUCGCUAGGCCACAUGUUGGAGCUCUUCUGUGAAGCCGAGGGAGCCUGCAGCAGUGCCCAUCAGGGAAGGAGCGCAACUGCCCUGGGGUCCUGCUGCCCUUGGCACCUGCAGGGGCCUGUGACCAUCACCGGGGGCCGGCUCCAUUGGGCCAUCACUGUACAAUUAUUUAUUGGACUUCUUUGGAGUCAUGGAGGAAAUACAGUGUUUGUGUAGGAAAUGCCUUGCUGUUCUAGCUCAGUGUAUGCAGAGGUUGUGUCACCACUUUUCUUGUGUUGUGUUGUUGCAAGAGUGAAGUGCCCCCCACCCUAUGAAAGGCUUACUCCCAAGAGUGUGGGUCUUCUCUUGUGGUAGUUAUUUUUGGUGGUGUUUUCACAUUUUGAGUCAGCCUUGAGCACAAUCUCAUAACCAUGUCUCAUCACCUACAUCUAUCCACACCUUAGGGUGCUGGUCAUUUGGAAUCCUGGUGGAAUGACCAGCAGUCCUCCCACUUCUGAAGCCUGGAGUGCUUUGCUUGGGGUUAGGCUAGGCUUAUGGACUUGGAGGGGGACACAUCUCCAGGGUCCCCACCUUCCUGGGCCACCCCAGUGCAUGUAGCCUGUCCCCCUGGUCCUGCCAUGGUCCAUAUGGGACAUCCAGCUCCUGCUUAUACACUCAUUCUUUGUGCUGCUCGCCUCCCGGGGCAGUACUGUGGAAGGCUUGUAAAGGCCUUGUCUCUCUUGCGUGGAAGAGGUGUAUGGCCUCCAGGGUCCCCACUGCGGGAUAACGAGGAAAUCCAGACAAGGGUUCAUCUGUGACUCAGGCCACAGCCCAGGUCCACUAGCAGCCCUAGGAGAAGCGGGUAGAUUUCAGUGUCACACCAGAUGCGGGACAGGGUGCACACCUAGCCACAGCAGUUUCAUUUGGCCAUGGUGUAUGGAUUUUUGUACUUGCUUCAGGCACGGGCACCAUUUGGGGAAUUGACCACACUAGCAAGCUACCUCUAGCACUUGGCCUGGCCUCCCUGGCCUGCCUACUUGCCUGCCCACGUUGGCCUCCCACUUCCUGGAUGGUGUCCAGAAUCAAGGGCCUUUCAUUGUGUUGUGUGACCGUUCUGGCAGUUUAGGAAAAGGUUCUGGAACGACUGGAAAUCCCUUUGGGUGCAUAAGGUGUAGAAUGUUGGAAAGAUGACUCCAAUGGUCAUCUCAAACAUCACCUCCAUUUGUGUCAUGCUGUGCUGUGGUGGGAGCUGUAAGCAUGCAGAGCAGAGGAGGGGCCUGAGACGGGUGUGAAGAAGGCGGGCUGACCUCAAACCACACCUAGGCCACUUCCCCUUCCCCUGUGACUUUUUCUAGACAGCAGCUGUGUGCAUAUGUGAUGUUUCAGUCUCCACACAGUGGCACUAUCAUCUACUACCAUCAUGGAACACUCUAGGCCAUUGUUUCCUGAGCUUGUGGUUUUUCUACAAGCAACACAUGACUGUGUGUGUGUGUGUGUGUGUGUGUGUGUGUGUGUGUGUGUGUGAGAUGUGUCAGGCUUCCCUGGCUUGUGGUUUUUCUACA